AUGAGCUCGCGCUCGCUCCAUGCAGCUGUCGGAGCCUGGCAUGGGAGAACUUACAGAAUACUUUCGCGAAGCAGGAGAAGCUUCGCCAGUGCACAACAGCUGGCUCGGCACUUGGGCUCCCCACCAGAGCUCCUCGGCGCUUUGGAGCAGCUGCCGGAAGCAUCUCGAAGCAGUUUCGGUUCGGACGGCGGUCUGAAGCAAGCCCUGGGCGAAUUGGCACGCCGAUUGCCACGGGAUGCCGGUGAACAGGUGCCAUGGGAGCCUGCUUGGACACCACGCUUGGCAGCAGUGCUCAACCAGCUGGGUGCACAAGGGGCCAACUUGCGCUUGACCAACGGCCUGAGCAAUGCGCUACUCCAGGCUGCAGGAAAUGACCAUGAAUCACUGAAGACAGAAGAGACUACCGUGAGAGCUGUCAAUCUAUGUGAGGCCACCGCAGAUGUGCCCACUCUGUUGGACAGGUGCCAAGGCUUCGCAAAUAACUACGUCGUCGCCGUUUUGCUUGAGGAGCUAGAGGAGCGGUGCUCUGCUGGCGCGAGUGGUGGAACUCCGGAGAAGUGCGCUGUGCCCCUCUCGGAGUUGCUGCCGCUUUUGCAAGGACUUGCCAUGGCCCGUUUAAGCGGCGGCUUGGCCGGAGCCGCCGGAGCGGAGCCAGGGCCUGGCGGGCCUGGCCUCAUGGCAUCCUUGGGCCCCGGAACGCUCGCCUGCCUGCAUGCGGGGCUUGCGAACUCCGGCGUCGCAUCCCUCUCCACGCCACAGCUUCUGCAGCUGAUCCAAAGCUCGGUCUCUGGACAGGACGGGCCGCUUGCCGAGCUGAUCGCAGACUUGCCAUCGCGAGUUCAGAGGAUGUCUCUUCCUGAGCUGGCGGCGGCGGCGCCGGCGUUGAGUACAGGAGAUGCCGCCUGGGCGCGGCUGGAGGAGCUGACACGAGUGGACUUAGACUCGGAGAGCUUUGAACUCGCGUUGGCAGUGGCCUGCGUGCUAAAAUUCCCUCCUUUCGAAAAGCACCGUGAAAUCCUUGAGCAACUGGAAUCUGCAGCGGCCUCCGCAUCCCCAAGCUUACAAGCACGACUCUUGCUCCUGGCGCUUCGGGAAGCCAGCACGUCGGAUACGGAGCAGGAAGAGAAGGACACUAGCGGCACUAGCGUUGUGAAUCGGAUACUGACAGAUGUGGGUGGGCGGUUAGCUGCAGCAGAUCUCGGUGGCAUCCCCUGGGCGCAUGCAGCAGAGUUGCUUCAGGCACUGGCCAGAAGUUCAGCACAGGCACCACCGGGGUUGGUGGGUGGUUUGGUGGAGGUUGUCUUUGCAGGGGACAUGUUUGAUCGGAAGCUCGAUGAGCUGGCAACUGUAUUCUUCGCCUUGGCAGAGCUGGGGGCGGAUCUCGAUAACCUCGCAACGCGUUGUGACCUGGCGGCGAAGCUUGCUUCCGGGGAGAAACUGGAGGCCGAGGCGUUGAUCCGCCUUUUCUGGGCGAUGGCCAUUGGCAAAGUACAGGACCCUGUGGCCUGGCAGCUUUGCGCCGCACGCGUCACCGACUCCGUUACUGCCUCUGAUUUGCCGGAGCUGUUGGCCCUGCUGCGCUCUGAGGCUGAGGAGGCGCGGCGCCAGCAGCUGCAGGAGCUGGAGGCAGAGAAUCAGCCCAAGGCUGCAGGCCAGGCCAGGGCGGCACUGGUGACAAGGCCUGCAGCAGGCUGGCGCCACAAAGAGGGGCAGCCGCUCACCGAGCUGAAAGUAGGCCGCAUCGUGAGUGGCAAGGUCACCAACUGCUACCGGGACAUGGUCUUUGUGGAUAUCAGGGCAGAGCAAGAUGGCUGCUUCCGUGCGCCUAAAGGGCAGUUCCGUGUCGGUGAGACACUGCGGAACCUGGCCAUCCGUGCUGUCGACCUGGAGAAGGGCUACGUGCACCUUUCCGCACCCAAGCCGAAGCCGGCCAAGCCCUCGGCACCGAAGGGCAAAGACGGCAAAGCAGCCGCGGGUCAGGCUGGUGAAUUUUCAUCGCAACCGCAGGUCUGGACAGCAUUGUCCACCAAGCCCACAUCAGGCUGGCAACAUAAAGAGGGGCAGCCGCUCGCAGAAUUGGAAGUAGGUCGCAUCGUAAGCGGAAAGGUGACAAACUGUUUCCUGAACCGGGUCUGGGUGGACAUUGGAGCCGAGCGGGAUGGCUGCUUCCGCACAGGUGAGCGGCGCUUCCAAGUUGGAGAGGUGCUGCAGAACCUGACCAUUCGAGCCGUCGACCUGGACAAGGCGCUUCGGCUCUGGCUCCAACGGCUCUGUGAGCUCUGGGACUUCUCUGAGCUCACUGUCCGCGAGGAACGCACGGAGCGGCUCCGGCUCAGCGCCGAGCAGCGACGCGUGGCAAAGCAGGCCGAGCAGCUGGAAAGUCGCUUGCAGACGGCCACCGAGCAGCUGGCGCAGGUCGCCCGCGCACAGCAGGAGGCCGGCACGUCCUCUCCAGGAGCUGGGACAUCGGGGCGGCUGGCGUUGCUGGCCGGGAGGUCUCGGCGGGUCUCUGGCUCCGGGUCUCGAUCGCUUGGCUCACGGUUGAUCGGACCUAUCGAGGAGGAAGAGGAGGAUGAGGAGGGGAACAAAGCAAAAGCGAAGGGAACCGCAGCCCAGCUGGCACAGCGCCGCUCACUGAAGGGUUGGGAGACUUCCGAGGCACCCGCAGCUCCCGAACAAAGCGACGGAGGCAUCUUCUCGCGGAUCCUUGGAAGGUAG
This is a messenger RNA of Symbiodinium sp. CCMP2592, 2718 nucleotides long. The record is from the annotation of a GenBank genome assembly. Lineage: Eukaryota; Dinophyceae; Suessiales; Symbiodiniaceae.